Messenger RNA from Glycine soja, 2751 nucleotides. Its product is annotated as kinesin-like protein KIN-14P. The record is from RefSeq and is a predicted model, not a curated record. The coding region runs from base 1 to 2670 and encodes 889 amino acids. The transcript is spliced from 16 exons. NCBI's taxonomy places the organism in Eukaryota, Viridiplantae, Streptophyta, Magnoliopsida, Fabales, Fabaceae. Gene Ontology annotation, molecular function: microtubule motor activity; ATP binding; microtubule binding. Gene Ontology annotation, biological process: microtubule-based movement.
AUGAAUCCACCAUCUAAUAACCACACCAUCGAACCCAGAGACUUGGGCAAUUCAAGUGCCAAUUUCAACGGAAUUAACUCACUCCAGAGUAAGGUGUCAUCCGAGGCAAAGUUUCAACAUAUUUUGCAUAGCCCAGUUAUGACAGAGCCAUCAACUACAUUAAUAAGCCAAGUAGGUCAUAAGUUCCCGGAGGUAUUUCGACUGAGACAAGGAAGUUACGGAGAUCUUCCUUCAGCAAAAAUUUCAGAAUUGAUGAAAUCAACUAGUUUGGAUAAUGCUCCUACCCAAUCACUUUUGAGUGUAGUGAAUGGCAUCUUGGAAGAAAGUGUUGAAAGAAGAAAUGGUGAAAUACCCCAUCGUGUGGCUUGCUUAUUGAGAAAAGUUGUACAAGAGAUUGAACGACGUAUAUCAACUCAAGCAGCACAUCUAAAAACUCAAAAUAACCUUUUUAAGGCGCGUGAAGAAAAAUAUCACUCAAGAAUCAAAAUACUUGAGGCCCUUACAUUUGGAACCAAGGAAGAGAGUGAGGUUGGAAGGACUAAAAAAGAAGACAAGAAGAUGGAAAAUGAUAAAGAUGUUAUUAGAUAUACUAAAGAUAUAGAGGACAAAAAUAUGGAAAUUUCAACAUUAAAGCAAGAACUAGAAACAAUGAGAAAAACCUAUGAAGUACAACUCUCACAGUUGGAAGCAAAAGCUGAGGCAGAAAAGAAAGUAGAUGACAAAGAGAUUAUUAAAUAUGUUAAAGAGUUGGAGGACAAAAAUAUGGAAGUUUUGACGUUAAAGAAAAAUUUAGAAACAAUGAAAAAAACAUAUGAAAUACAAUGUUCACAGUUGGAAGCAAAAACUGAGAAGGAAAAAAUGGCAGAUGACAAAGGGGUUAUUAAAUAUAUUAAAGAGUUGGAGGACAAAAAUGUAGAAAUUUUAGCAUUUAAGCAGGAACUAGAAACAUUGAAAAAAACAUAUGAAGUAAAAUGCUCACAAUUGGAAGCAAAAGUUAACGAGAAAGAAAAUGUAGAUGACAAAGAGAUUAUUAAAUAUAUUAAAGAGUUGGAGGACAAAAAUGUAGAAAUUUCAACAUUUAAGCAGGAACUAGAAACAACGAAAAAAACAUAUGAAGUAAAAUGCUCACAGUUGGAAGCAAAAGUUGAGGAUGCUAAAGAGGAAUUGAAACAUAAAUCACAAGAAUAUGAACAUUUGUUGGAAAAACUAAGAAAUGAGGUUAAAGAGAAUGAAGUCAUUUCUGAGUCAAAGUAUCAAAAGUGGAUCAUGAAAGAGAACGAGAUACGAAAAGCUGUGAAUUUUCAAUUUAGUUCCAUACAGAAAUUGAAACUGUCAUGGGAAUCCAUUAAGCAAGAUGCUAUGAAAGAGCAAAAGAUUUAUUCUGAGGAAUGUAAUCUAUUAGGUAUAAAUCUUAAAUCACUAGUAGAUGCAGCUGAGAGUUAUCAAAUAGUUCUUGCAGAAAAUCGAAAAUUGUUCAAUGAAGUUCAAGAAUUAAAAGGAAAUAUUAGAGUAUAUUGUCGACUUAGACCAUUUCUUCCUGGACAAAAGGAAAAACAAUCUAUUGUGGAACACAUUGGUGAAACAGACUUGGUUGUGGCAAAUCCCGCCAAACAAGGAAAAGAAGCACUUAGAACAUUUAAGUUCAACAAGGUCUUUGGCCCAACCUCAACUCAAGCUGAGGUGUAUGCUGACAUACAAGCCUUUAUACGAUCAGUACUUGAUGGGUUUAAUGUAUGUAUAUUUGCUUAUGGCCAGACUGGUUCAGGGAAAACUUACACAAUGAGUGGUCCAAAUGGUGCAACAACUGAGAGUCUUGGUGUUAACUAUCGAGCUCUUAAUGACCUCUUUAGCAUAUCCACAAGUAGAAAAGGCUCCAUAGAGUAUGACAUUGGGGUUCAAAUAAUUGAGAUAUAUAAUGAACAAGUGCGUGACUUGUUAUCAACUGAUGCUUCUUCAAAAAAACUUGGGAUAUUAAGUCACUCUCAACCAAAUGGAUUAGCAGUACCUGAUGCUACAAUGCAACCUGUGAAAUCAACUUCAGAUGUCAUUAAGCUAAUGGACAUUGGCCUAAAAAAUAGAGCCAAGGGUUCCACUGCUAUGAAUGAAAGAAGUAGUCGUUCUCACAGUGUGGUCUCAAUUCAUGUUCAUGGGAAGGAUAAGAAGUCUGGUUCUUCUCUUCAAGGUAAUCUUCAUUUGGUAGAUUUGGCAGGAAGUGAAAGGGUAGAUCGCUCUGAAGUAACUGGGGAUAGACUUAAGGAAGCACAACAUAUUAACAAAUCAUUAUCUGCCCUUGGAGAUGUCAUUUUUGCUCUUGCUCAAAAAACCUCCCAUGUACCAUACAGAAACAGCAAGCUUACUCAACUUCUGCAAUCAUCUCUUGGUGGUCAGGCCAAGACACUCAUGUUAGUCCAAAUUAAUUCAGAUUUAAAGUCUUUUUCUGAAUCUCUAAGUACUUUAAAGUUUGCUGAGAGGGUUUCUGGAGUUGAGUUAGGUGCUGCUAAAAGUACCAAAGAUGGUAGAGACGUCAGAGAAUUAAUGGAGCAGGUGUCUUCCCUUAAGGACACUAUUUUGGUUAAAGACAAGGAGAUUGAGAAGCUACAAUUACUUAAGGAUCUGAAAAAUGUUUAUCCUAGUGUCAAUUCUGAGAAUCCUGAAACUACCUCUGAAUGAGUUAUGGAUUCUAUUUUUCCAAUCAAAGGCUUAUUUGGAAAGAAAAACAACAAAAGCAUAAAUGGAAGUAGUAAGAACUUU